Molecule: messenger RNA, 945 nt
Organism: Racocetra persica
Lineage: Eukaryota; Fungi; Glomeromycota; Glomeromycetes; Diversisporales; Gigasporaceae
Source: the annotation of a GenBank genome assembly
UAUAAAAGCACGAUUGACGCAGUAUUAAAAGAAAUUAAGGAAGAGAAACAACGAUACCAACAAACAAAACAGGAUAGCCCUGAUAACAGCCAAAAUAAUAAUAAUAAACCGUCAGGAUUGCCAAUUUGGGCUAUUGACGAUGCCAAUAUCAAUGAGGACACUAAAUACCGCUAUCGUUAUUUAGAUUUGCGCCGUCCCCGCAGCAAAAAAUUUCUGCUUAUUAAGGAUAAAUUAUGCCAUGAAAUAAGAAAUUUUCUUCACAAGCGAGGAUUUGUUGACAUUGAAACGCCCAUCCUAGCCCAAAGUUCCCCCGAAGGGGCUCGCUGUUUUGUGGUACCCUCUAAUCUCCCCAAUCGUUAUUAUACCUUGCCUCAAUCCCCCCAAAUUUUCAAACAAUUGUUAAUGAUGAGCGGUUUUGACAAGCAUUAUCAAAUUGAUAAAAGUUUUCGCAAUGAGGACGCCCGAAGUAAUCGCCAAAUUGAAUUUUCUCAAUUAGAUUUAGAGUUAAGUUUUGCCUCCGAACAAGCAAUCAAAAAGUUGGUGGAAAAAUUACUUCAAACCAUCCUAAAAAAAGUUUUUGGUUAUCAAAUAACCGCCCCCUUUCCGACUUUAACCUAUCAGCAAUAUAAUCAAGAAGUGAAAAAAUAUGAAUCUUUUAGACACCCUUUCACCAUUCCGAAAAAAAAAUAUAUCGAACCCUUAUUAAAUGAUAAAAUUAAGCCUGAAAAAGUAAUUGGAGAAGCAUUUGAUUUAAUUUGCAAUGGCGAGGAAUUAUUAAGCGGUAGUAUCCGUAUUUAUCAACGAGAUUUACAAGAAAAAGUAUUACAAAUAUCAGGUUAUAAGCAGGAAGAAAGAGAAAAAAAUUUCGGUUAUUUUUUGCGAGCAUUAGAAUUUGCGGCUCCCCCCCAUGGCGGAAUUGGUUUAGGAAUUGACCGUUUGUUAGCG